CAACGCGAUCGGUAUUUUCAUCAUCUACAUGGAACCGCUGAUGAUGUGUAUCGAUUUGAUAGCAUCGAUGAUCAAUCAAAAGUUGCUUAUCGACUGUAUGGAUCGUCUGGAAAAGGUAGAUCAGAAACUCUCCGGAGAAAACAUUUUCAUCGAUAACCGACGAAUUCAGCGUUACAUCAUCAUACUGCUGGUGGCGGUUUUUCUUUUCGAGUUCUUGUUGACCACAUACAACUUCGUAGUAUUUUCCGGAACCAUCACACUAUGGUCUAUGCUGUGGUUUGUUACCGCUUUUCCCACCGGAAUCAAUUCUGCGAGUCGCAUUUGGUUCGCUAUAUUGGUUUUGGUCGUAAGGCACCGAUUUCAUGCUAUGAACAAUCACAUGGAUGAACUGUCUGGACUAUUGGAAGAGCACAACGAACGCUGGGAAGAUGAGUUAGAAAUUGAAAAACACAAUAUUCCUAUGAAUUUUCUUGAGAAGGAAAUUUUCACUAUACGAAGCCAGAGGGCAGCAGGAUUGCAGUGGAGAAAAUUCGGUGCAGCGGGCGGUACGAAAAUAAUAAAUGUUAAACCAAUCGAGAAAAAGUUCGAUAACGAAAAAGCGAUUACUCUAAAACAGUCAAUGUUUGAUUUUUUAUCAUUUGAUAAGUAUAUGAGAAUCGAUGAAAAGCUGGAUAAAAAAAUGAUCUUGAUUUGUCGUACGCAUGAUGAACUUUGCGAAAUUGGCAAAUCCAUCAAUCACAUGUUCAGCUUCCAGAUGUUGGUUUCGAUGGCACACGGUUUUAUGGCAAUCACCGCCCAGUUCUAUUUUCUUUACUGUGCUUUAUCCGGUCAGGAUGUUCCGGUACUCUUUCGAUCGGCACAAGUGCCACAAAUUGCCGUAUUGAUGAUUUUCUACAUUGCUGCCAAAUGCGUGAUUUGCAUUUACGUGUGCUGGAAAACCAAAACCGAAUCACAACGUACCGGAAUCUAUAUGCACCAUUUGGCAAACAUGGUCGAUGAAACACACUUCUAUCAGAUAGUGAACCAUCUUUCACUGAAGUUGUUGAAUCAUCAGUUCACGUUUAGUGCGUGCGGAUUUUUCGAUCUGGACAUGACCACCCUCUAUGCGAUUACCGGUGCCAUCACUAGCUAUUUGAUCAUACUAAUCCAGUUUAAUUUGGCUGCCCUGCAGAAAUCUGGUAAUUCCACUACCAGCGCAAAUGUUGCAAGUACCGUGGCUGCGACGGUGGCUACAUAUUUGAACAGUACAACUACUACUACUGCAUUGAGCACCUAUGCUAACUAAAUACCAAUCGAAAAAUCUGGACAAAAUCAUAGCAUCUUAUGGGCUUUUGCCACUUGCUUGGGCUUUUCAAAGUGUUUUUAA
This is a messenger RNA of Sabethes cyaneus, 1366 nucleotides long. Its product is annotated as gustatory receptor for bitter taste 66a-like. Gene Ontology annotation, cellular component: neuronal cell body; axon; membrane. Bases 29 to 1285 code for a protein of 418 amino acids. Gene Ontology annotation, biological process: sensory perception of taste. The record is from RefSeq and is a predicted model, not a curated record. The transcript is spliced from 2 exons. NCBI's taxonomy places the organism in Eukaryota, Metazoa, Arthropoda, Insecta, Diptera, Culicidae.